UGCACACCCUCUCCCACUCAGCCCUCCCAGACCCGGCACACCCGCUGAGCGGCCAGCGUUCGCGGCCCUGGCGUCCGAGUCAAACCUGGUCUCCCAACCCUCGCCAGCCCCAGCGGCACGCCCAGCCCUUCUCCAGGUACCCGCAGAUCCGAACGGAAUACAAAGAAGCCUGCGCCCACUCGCCCUCGCGGCCGCCACAUCCGCCUGUAUCCACUCCUCUGCGACCUCCGCGAAGGCUGGACGCCCGGACCCCUCCUCUCCGAGCCGUCCCGUCCUUCCCCCAGUGUCGCUCAGAUCCACCCAGGUUUCCCCGAAAUCCCGUGAGCUGGGGCCCACGACCGUGGCCCUACUCUGGCCCGGCCGCGCCUUCCGGCCCCCGAAGCCCGCCAGCCUCUUACCCCCGCCCCGCCGCGCCGCGCUGCCGGGUCCCCGCCCCUCCUCCGAGGCCCUUCUCCCCCCUCCCCUCCCGAGCUGGGGCGGGAGCGGCGGCAGCCGGAGGAGAAGGGAUGAGGUCAUCCUCUCCCUCGGAGUCAGCUGGUGGAGAAGAGGAAGAGGGAGGAGGGAGCGCGCGCGAGGGGAGGAGAGGAAUGUUCAGGUCCGAGGAGCGCCGCGGCGGCCGCUGCUGCUCCAGCUGCUGGCGGCGGCGGCGGCUCGGGUGGCAGCCGCGGGGCCCGGACGGCGAGGAGCGCGGGCGGCGGGCAGGGGCGCGCGCCGGGCGCCGCGAGCAGCUUGGCUCCGCGCAGGCAGCCAGGCGGCGCUCCUGCCGGCCCCGGGCGCGCCGCUAGCCCGGCCCAGCGCCCAGCCCGGCGGGCGGCGGGCGGCUGGCGAGCCGGCGCAGGAGCAGCAGGAGGGGGAGCCCCGCCGCCGGGGAGGGAAGCCGGGGCGAGGCGAGGAGGUGGCGGGAGGAGGAGACAGCGGGGAAAGGUGUCAGAUAAAGGAGGGCUCUCCUCCGGUUUGGAGGCAUCAUGGCCGCUAAAUCAGACGGGAGGCUGAAAAUGAAGAAGAGCAGCGACGUGGCGUUCACCCCGCUGCAGAACUCGGACCACUCGGGCUCGGUGCAGGGACUCGCCCCGGGCUUGCCGUCGGGGUCGGGAGCCGAGGACGAGGAGGCGGCCGGGGGCGGCUGCUGUCCGGACGGCGGCGGCUGCUCGCGCUGCUGCUGCUCGGGCGGCGGCUCCGUGGGCUCGGGCGGCCCGGGCGGCGGCGGGGCGGGCUCAGCUGCGCUGUGCCUGCGCCUGGGAAGGGAGCAGCGGCGCUACUCAUUGUGGGACUGCCUCUGGAUCCUGGCUGCCGUGGCCGUGUACUUCGCGGACGUGGGCACGGACAUCUGGCUCGCCGUGGACUACUACUUGCGUGGCCAACGCUGGUGGUUCGGGCUCACGCUCUUCUUCGUGGUGCUGGGUUCGUUGUCUGUGCAGGUGUUCAGCUUCCGCUGGUUUGCGCACGACUUCAGCACCGAGGACAGCGCCACGGCCGCAGCCGCCUCCAGCUGCCCACAGCCGGGAGCCGACUGCAAGACCGUGGUCAGCGGCGGCUCUUCGGCCGCGGAAGUCGAGGCUCGUCCUUCCACGCCGCAGAGGCAAGCGUCCAACGCCAGCAAGAACAUCACCGCCGCCAACAGCGGCAGCAACGGCAGCGGGGCGGCCCGGGCGAGCGGCAAGCACAGGUCUGCGUCCUGCUCCUUCUGCGUCUGGCUCCUGCAGUCACUCAUCCACAUCUUGCAGCUCGGACAGAUCUGGAGAUAUUUCCACACAAUAUACUUAGGCAUCCGAAGUCGCCAGAGUGGGGAGAGUGACAGAUGGAGGUUUUACUGGAGAAUGGUGUAUGAGUAUGCAGAUGUGAGUAUGCUGCAUUUGCUAGCCACCUUUCUGGAAAGUGCUCCACAGCUGGUCCUGCAGCUCUGCAUUAUCGUACAGACUCAUAGCUUACAGGCCCUCCAAGGUUUCACAGCUGCAGCCUCCCUCGUGUCUUUGGCCUGGGCAUUGGCCUCUUACCAGAAGGCCCUCCGGGACUCUCGAGACGACAAGAAGCCCAUCAGCUACAUGGCUGUCAUCAUCCAGUUCUGCUGGCACUUCUUCACCAUCGCCGCCAGGGUCAUCACCUUCGCCCUCUUUGCCUCAGUUUUCCAGCUCUACUUCGGGAUCUUCAUCGUCCUACACUGGUGCAUCAUGACCUUCUGGAUCGUCCACUGUGAGACAGAGUUCUGUAUCACCAAAUGGGAAGAGAUUGUGUUCGACAUGGUGGUGGGGAUCAUCUACAUCUUCAGCUGGUUCAAUGUCAAGGAAGGCAGGACACGCUGCAGGCUCUUCAUUUACUAUUUUGUGAUCCUUUUGGAAAAUACAGCCUUGAGUGCCCUCUGGUACCUCUACAAGGCUCCCCAGAUUGCAGAUGCAUUUGCCAUCCCAGCCCUGUGUGUGGUAUUCAGCAGCUUUUUAACGGGCGUUGUUUUUAUGCUGAUGUAUUAUGCCUUCUUUCACCCCAACGGACCCAGGUUCGGGCAGUCACCAAGCUGCGCUUGUGAAGACCCAGUUGCUGCCUUCACUCUGCCUCCAGAAGUGGCCUCAAGCACGCUACGCUCCAUCUCCAACAACCGUGGUGUUGUCAGCGACCAGAAAUUCGCAGAGCGGGACGGCUGUGUGCCUGUGUUUCAGGUGAGGCCCACUGCUCCAUCCACCCCUUCUUCUCGCCCGCCACGGAUUGAAGAAUCUGUCAUUAAAAUUGACCUGUUCAGGAACAGGUACCCAGCGUGGGAGAGACACGUUUUGGACCGAAGCCUACGAAAGGCCAUUUUAGCCUUUGAAUGUUCCCCAUCUCCUCCAAGGCUGCAGUACAAAGAUGAUGCCCUUAUUCAGGAGAGGCUGGAGUACGAAACCACUUUAUAAAACAGAAGGACUUGGAGGGGCCUUGACCUCCAGAGGAAGGGGUGACAGCAGGGCUGUGGCAAUAAUGAAAUUUCAUCCGAGAGGAGGGCAACGAGCCAUAAUGCUCUUAGUCUGCGAUCGUCAUGAUUAUUGCCUCCAUCAGCUGACUGCCAGCUGCCGGUCUCCUAUCAAAAUAGCGACCAGAAAGAGUCCCCUGCUCCACCCAGAGGGGACAUAGCCCCUUAGGACUCCUGGUUGCUAUCAACCCCUCGUGCAGUCUUCAGCAUAUCCACCAGGGGGCACUAUUAUGAUGGAAAAUGUUGCCUCCACUGGAUUGGGUGUUUGGAUGGAAUUAACGAUCUUUGCUUAAAAAAAUAUUCAGUCAUACGCAUACACACACACAGGUACCCACACACUAACACACACAACACCAGUCCUCUAUCAACAUAGCUUAGAUGAUUUUUCUUGAUGCAAUGCUCUGAUUUCCACAGGAAUAUAAAAACAGAGAGAAUAUCUCUCUCAAGUCUUCAAGAGAAAAAAAAGAUAGUACUGCUUAGAAACAAAUUCAUAACCAAUUGAUUGGAAACCAAUGUGUGAAAAGCCUAUCCAAUGGACAGCAAACUCAAGUGUGUUUACACAUGUAUUAGAAUUUUUGGAAUGGUUCGUUUUCGACACAUUUCAGGAUUUGUUUUUUAUUUUACGUUGUCAGUUAAGAACAUCCUUUAUGAUAGAAAUCCUAUGCAGCACACGUAUGGCUUUUGACAAGACCAAGGAGCUUGAUAACUUAGUAAUGUAAAUUAAAUAAUAAUCAUGAUUCAGUAUUCAGUUGCAAAAAUUUGAUAAAUACACAAAAAUGAAGUAGGAAAACGAGGCAAAACUAGCAUCUGAUUUCCCGGCCUGCACAGCUCACAUUGGAGUAGGUGCAGAGCAGCGGGAGAGGUAUCAGCUCUCCAUGGCGGGGAAAGCGUGGCUCUGUGUGAAUGCAGGCGGGCGACUCCAGAACACGCCAUACCACACCCUUCUCGUGCCAAACGCCAUCCGACCACAGGACUGACACGGAAGCCCCCAACAACUGGAAAUGAGCCCCGCAAAAGCGGACGUGAGAAUGAACAAUCAAAUUCUCCACUGUGUACAGAUACCCUACCCCCCAGUCCAAGGUCAAAAUGAUGUAUCUUUUAGAGGCUUUGGGACACUUUUUAGUAAGUAUGAGCAGAAAAAUGCAGUGAAUAUACAAUGAGAAAACCCAUCUGAACUGAUUGAGGGCUUAUCACUAGAUCCAGCUAAGAUUUGUAUUUGAAUCAUUUGUAAAGUCAUGCUCUUUCAACAAGCUUCUGGGUUUUAAAUACCUCCGUACAGCAAGUUAACAUUCCCCGCUUUCUGUUCCCGGUGUCCUCGGUCAUGGUGCUUUUUGUUGCAUUAAAAGUGCCGGUCAAACUUUGAUAGUAUUUUUUUAUAGUUGGUGCAGAGUGGAAUAACUCAUGGAUUAUUUCAAUAUUUUUGUAAUAAAAAAUAUAGGGUAUACACAUAGGCAUCAUCACUUUUUUUAUAGACCUGGAAUUAUUUAAAAUACUUUAAGCAUCAUAAUUACUUGGGAUGGUCACAAAACUGGUCCACAAAUUCCAUCAGCCUGCCUUGGCAGAUUGAGAAUACUUAUCUCUUGCAAGAUCACCCUACUUUGCAAUGUUGGUGCCCCCAGGAACCUGGCCAGGGGUGCUAUCAGAAAUAUCUAUCAGGUGAUGAGAGAAUCAGCUUAACUAGAAAGGGCUUGUCAAGACUGGCCAAUGUUUCCCAGGAAAUCAAAGCUGUAAAUGAUCACUUUCAUCCAUCCCUUAGGACAAACCUGACCACAGUGGAAGAUGUCUUAAACUUCCUUCCCUGGUUUUAUAUUAAUCCAACUGAUAUCCAAUAUUAGUCAAGUCAAGGAAAAGGAGAAAGUCAGUUUAACUUAAGUAUUCAGUUAUGUGGACUGUCCAAGUCAUUUAAAGUAGUCAAGUGCUAUAGCCGCCCCGGUAGUGGGUGUGUCACACAGAGACUGCUGUCCUCAUGAUAAUAUCCACAGGAAGAGACAGGGGGCUCAACCUGGGACUUCUUAUGGUACAAUGUGUGAAGGCAAUGUGUAGAAAGUAGACUAUUUUUAAUCAGUAGACAUACUUUCCUAGUACUCCAUGAUUUGAUCCUCCAAGCAAGAUGUCCUCUAAAAAAUAAUAAUCUCUUGUUCAGAUGUGAACAGAUCACCUAGUCACCAGUAAAGGUCCAGGAAGAUGCUCUUCUUGUCAGCAACUGGUGAAAACAUUCUACCCCCAUUGUAGAAGGGAAAAAAAUAAUAAUUAUAUUGGCAAAUUCUUCACUUUUGUGCAGAACCAUAAGUCAUUAGCUUCAUUAUUUCCAAGACAACUUUUAAUUGAUGAUCUUUGGAAAUUGUUCAGUUGAACUAUACCUUUGACUCCAUAAGUAAAUAACAGAUUACAGAAUAAUAAUGUCAAUCAACACAAACCACAGGCCUACCACUCAUCAAUCAUUUAAGUCCUACAUUAUUUCCAACUUGGUCCCUCAUUUAACAUGUUAAGAAUCAAAAUGAGUGCUAUGUGAACAAAAGAUAAUGUACGGUGCUUUGUCUGGGAGUUAAGACUGCAGUCAGGAGGCUGUAAGAAGUUUGAAUUUCUCAGUGAUUUCCCAAAUACUGUAAAUACUCUGUUAUCCAACAUUCUCGAAGAUAACAAUGUGUGUUCAGUUAGUCCAAAAUUCUUGCUAAGGAAAGGACAUCUUCACCAUGUUAUAAAUUACAUACUUUCUCCAGAUUACAAAAACAAAAAAAUUUCUUUCCAAGGAAAAUCAUGACUUGCUCCUGCUUCCAUGAUUCAGAAAGUCCUGCACUGUCAUCAGACUGUGUGGUGAUCAGAACCUGGAUUAGUUUCCAAAGACACAGAUAACAGAGAGUUUAAAGUAUUAGGAUUUAAAGGGACAUUGUCAAUGUACAAAGGAACAAAGUUUGAUUUUUGUGUUCAUAUUUGAGUUCUUCCUAAGAUUUAAUUUUCAAUCUGCCCUUUAACCCUCCACAAAAAGUAAUUGGAGAAUCCAAAAGGAACAAGCUACGGUGAGCAUACAAACUGGAAAUGCUGGAUUCUUCUUCUGUGGGAUUCCAUGGCCUGGGCCUGAAUCUACUUGGCUUCUUUGAGAGGGUGGUCUGCUUUUCGUAUUUGCUUUUUGCAUAGGACCAUAAAAUUUUUUUAAAGAAAAUAUUAUAAAUAUUUUCACUUUCAAAUUAGUGUUUAUAAAUGAAAGCAUAUUUAAGUUAAGGAACACAUAUUAACCAUACUGAGACUAUAAGUAUUUGUCUGAAAAAAAACUGUUUUUCCACAUAAGUCAAAGUUUGGUCCACCAAAAUGACUAUGUCCUUUAAAUUCUCUUAGCACCUUUACUUUGCCUUACUUAAUUAUGCACUGUCUGGUUCAGUAACAUUGGCUUUGCAGACACUCGGUUACUGUUCAUUUAUGAUAAUGCGAUGAGCCCAACAAAUGAAAUAAAUUCUUUUACUGCUAUGGCAGGAAUAUGCAAUUCAAAUAUUAGCAUAAUGUAAAAUACAAAGACAAUCUGAAGGUAAAAGUGUAAUGAAGUAUUUAUGCUUAAGUUCUAAAUGCCCAGUUUAUUUUGCUCUAUGAAGAAAUGAGAUGAUUAACUAGUUAAAAAUGAAUGAAUAACUGAAAUCUCAAUGACUUUUUAAAAAACUACUAUAAUGUGUAUAUGUUAUGUGUGUGUGUAUAUAUAUAUAUAUAUAUAUAUAAAACACAUAUACAUGUUUUUAUACACACACACAACUAAAGCAACAGAAAUGAAUACUGCCUUUUCAUGCAUAUAGUGUGAUAUGUUACCAACACAUGAACUUUCAUUUGAAAAGCUUUUUCCUACUCCUUUUUCAACAUUAGGUCAAGAUUACUGUCCAUUUCCAUAAGAUAUGAACACACUUUUGAUGCUGCGGGAAAUAACUAAACAUAAUUUAGCUCUUUGAGCUUGAAUGAGCUUUAUCACUCCUUAAGGAUCUCAUUCUUUAAGCAACUGAAUAGAAUAGUUUUGAGUCAUUUCAAAGUUUCUUUCUCUGAACUGAUUGAAUUACACAAGGAAAACCUCUGAUACCAGGAUUGUGUAAGGUUACAUGUUUGCCUCUCAAUGGACCACGUGCCAUUGAGUGGAAACAAGUUCUGGCACAAUGUUUAGACAAGAAUCCAGAGAUGUUUUUUCCUAAUGAACCACUUCCUAGACUAAAUACAUGCUCUUGUGCAUUCUCACACAUCUUUUCCAUUAGCCAUUACUGUUUCUAUAUAAAGCUUGGAUGAGAUGCCUGCAUUUUUAUGUUUCUAAGGAGAAUUCCUUAAAGCCUUUUUAAAAAUAGUUCAGACUGUCUUUCAGAAGUAUAGCUCAGAGGAUGGUUGAAGUGCAUGGUGAAGACACAGCAGGGCUGAGGUGGUCAUUUCUAUAAAUUCAGUGGGGGACGCAGAUCGACUUAUGUUCAAUUCAGCCAUUCAUUGUCACUUUUGAAAACAAUCAAAAUGAUCACUUUUGCCAGUUUGUGACUUAUAAAACCCCUUCUUCCAAAUGAAGCUGGAGCAUUUAAAAAUGGCUAAGGAUGGGCCAGUUCCCUCCAGCACAUGCCCACCCCAUCCAACCCUCGUCUCCAAGCCUCCGGCCCUGACCUAGAUCAGGCUGUACAGGAUCUGACAGCUGGGUUGCCUCUCCUCUCCACACUCCGGCAGGCGUCACUGUCUGCUGCCGAGCUCUCUCUGGGGACAUAUGUCCUGUCCAGUUGCUCUCCUAAAAAUGGGCACAUAGAAAGACUUACGAUGAGCCUGUGAGCAACAGCCUCAAUAGUAUAAUUAGUCGUUCCAAAGUGAAACUCUACAGGAUAUGGUGGAAUUGUACAAAAACACAAUGAGCCAUUUAAUUUUGCUAAUUAUAGCAAUUAGGCUAGCUCGCAUGCAGCCUUGCUCUCACAGCAGAAAGCCAAAUGGAAGAAGUGGCAAGCAGCCACUUGCCCACAGAAAUGAGGGGUUCAGAAACUCUCCCUUGAGUGUUGGAGGCAGUAUGUUGUUUCACACUAUCCUUUUGAAGCUUUUCCUUUAGAUUCCACAAGAAAAAAAAGAAAAAAAGAACAGACUUGUUAAAGUACAUGCAAUGACCUAGCCCAGAAAUGUAAGAUUUCAGUGAACUUUUUGUGAAAUGUUCUGCUAAGUAAGGGAUAGCCUAAUAACUCCAAAGUGUCUAAUUGUUUUGCUAAAAUAUUUUACUGACAUAAAUAAUAUACUGAAAUAAUAGUCAGAAAUGCCGACUAAAGCAAAUUUUUUCUUUAGCUACUUUUUCCCCUUAGAUUUUCUUGCAGUUCCCUGUAUUAGUAGUAGCUUACUGUGAUUGAGAGCUUGUCAUGUGCUUAGUGCUCUACUAGAGAUCUUUAUCCAUGGGAUAUCAUUUUAAUUCUCACAACCAUCUAUGAGUUAAGUACCAAUUACAGAAGACAAAGUUUCAGCUCAGAGGGCUAAACAAAUUGCCAAAGGUCCCACAGCUAAGAAACAGUGGAUCUGAGAGUUGAACACAACUUGUAACAACCACAAAUCCUUCCGGAAGCCCAAGGAAUAUUUUUUUCCCCCCAAAAUCUAUUCCUCAUCUGUCAAGCCUUCAGGAGAAACAAAAUCAUGGUCUAACAAUCAAAUUGUUCAAGGAACAUUUCAUUGAAAGUGAAAGAUGUCUUCCAAAAUAAAAAGUUAAAGAAGUCAACGAUGAGGAUGGAAGUCUGUACCACCUAUAACUGAAUUUUACUUCAAUUCCCUAAUUCAGGUAGGCAGAGAAACGCUGCUCCUCCAUCCAGACAACUGUCCACCCAUGGCCCUACUCUACACUCAAGCAGGUGAUAAAUAUAAAUUAACUGAUUGUUCUUUUCUGUUAUUCCACACUUGUGCACUAAUGUCAUCCAAUUAGGCAGACUGAGAACUAGUCCAACUACUUAUUUUAGCACUCUGACAGGGAAAUAAAAGAGAGACAGAGAGAGAGGAAGGAGGGAAAGAAAGAUCAACAAAUCUUGAGUGACAUUAUUCUACUCCAUUGCCAUAAUUUCCCCCAAAUUUUAUUCAGUGUCUUUCAGGUCACAAAAUUUAGUAUUUGAGAUGAUUAUACCACUAACUUGACCUGUCUUAUAAAUCUAGGAGCCUUGUUUUAGAUUGAAAGGUUAGAUACAAGAAGAUAGCAAAUGUUUUCCAAAUAUUUUUUGAAUUGAUUAUAAAACAAUUGAUGUACCCUUUUUCUCCUUACCUUAGAUAUAACAGGCUCUAAUCAUACAGGAUGACGGAGUUAUUAGCCAUUUGAUGAUGUUGUGUAGUAAGCUUUGUGCGUGUUGUUUGAAUUGAUGCUAAAAAGGUAGCUAAUAAUAAACCAAAAGUUUUCUCAACCCUGGUGUUUAUUUCUAAAAAAUAUGCAGUGAUCACUCUGAAUUUAACCUAUUAAAAAUAUAAGUGAUCAUCCAGCCUCCUACUUUCAUAAAAUGUAAGCAUAUCUCUAUGAAGUGAUGUUAAAUUAAAAGUCACUAAUUUUUAGAGAAAAUAGCAUCUAAAAGUGAUCUAAGUGUUCCUUCAGCACAUUUUUUUGUAGAUAAGACAAUUGAGAUCCAAAGUGAUCAGAUAGUUUUUGUGAUCAGGAUUCCUUCAGUCCUUCAUUCAAAAAGCCUGGUUUAUAUCAUUAGCAGUGCCAGGCAAUAUACUGUCAAAUGCAAAAGGAAUCCAUGUUUCAGCAGCUCACACUUUGCUUAUUAGUAAUAGAAUUAAAAUCUUAUAACUUCAACUAUAAUUCUUUUCUGCUCUACCACUGCAUCUAUAUUUAAUUCUAUACUAGAGCAAUAAAGAUAAGCUUUUCCAAGAUUGUAUUAUGUAAACCUCAUAAUAAACAAUUGCCACACACAAUGACAAAUAUAAGAAAAUAUAAGUAUAAAGACAAAUCAACAAUGGAUGACUGCCUGUAAAGAGAAACUAAUUUUAUAAUUUGUUUUUAUGCAUUUUCAACACUAGAUUUUUUUAAAGCAAGGCCACAAAGCAACGAAAACAUUAAAAUACUCUUUUGGCACACAGUAUUUGACUCAAAUCAAUCAUCUCUGGAUAAACACAGAAGAUAUUCCUGAACAUUUCUGUUAAUAAGAGACAUGAAAUUAGGAUGCCUCUAAAAUGUCUCAAGAAUUUUCUAAUAGGCUGCUUCUCUAUCUUCAGGGAACAUCCUUCAUUAGCUCAUAAAAUAUGUCUCUAGCAUACCAGUUAUUGAGGAGUAACAAAUUUCCAGACAUAAAACUCAGUUACUGCAACCUGAGAGGUUGUUCUAAAGCCAUACUUCUGAUGUCCAGGACAUGCUGCAUUACCUUGAGGAGUUGGGACAGCCAGACCCACCUCAUGCGGAAACUCAUACUGACAUUCCACCUAGUCCAAGUCUCUCCUGCAAUAUGGCCCUGAGUGAUUGGCUUUCCCACUGAUACAAGGAGUGUAUUGUUUAAAGAUAACUAUUAACUUGCAUAACUAAUUUUCUCUAAGUGUAGUAAUUCUGGUCAGGGAAUGCAUAAACCAAUAGGGUCCUCUGUGGAACAAAAGGGAAGAGAGACAAAAGCAUAUUAAUUUGUGCAAGCACAGAAUAACUUUAAAAAUUCCUUGGUGAGUUCCCAUUAAGCCUCAAUAAAACAUUUGACUUCAUAAUGCUGCAAGGUCCAAGGCAUGAUUUCUAGGUUCAUGCCACCAUUUAUAGUUCAUUACUGUGAUUACUGCUAUUUUAGCCAUUGCACCCAAGGAGAAGAGCAUAGUUACUGAUACAAUGUUUGCAGAGAAAAGAUCAUGUUUAACAAAACAGAUCAACACCAAAAUGUAUUAAUCAAUUUGAUAAGCAAAUAUUACCAGCGUAGUACAACAUGAAAUUUUCUCCUGUUAUUAUUAAAGCCUGUCACCUACUCUGUUAUUAGAAUUUCAGAAAAUGUAAGGUUUCAUGCUUUUAUUGUAUUUUCAUCCACCAAAUUAAGCUGGUGGCCCUCUCCUCUCUCCAUUGCUUGAUUUGCAUUAAAAUAGAACUAAUCAAAUUCUCAUAUAAGUACUACAAAUAUUAAUAAAUAGAGAUGUUAUGUUUAAGCUAAUUUAACUGUUUUAGUGGCAUUCUGAUAUGGAGUUGUAUUACAUCAACACUCUUAAUUAUUUCAAAUUAACUCAUUUCUCAGAAGUUCUAAAACACUCCGAGGUGUGUUGAAAAUAUAUUUCCAGUUUCUGCAAUUGUAAGAAAUUCCUAUUUUGAUGACAAACCAGUAGAAUAUGUCUUAAUCAACAGUGGCAUUUCAGCCAUUGUGAUUUUGGGAAAUGAGUGCUACUUCGGAUGUGUUGAGUACUGCUACAUUCACUUAGCAAUUAACCCUGGACCUGUGGCUUUCUAUAGGUCCCACUGUGUAUUCUCAUUCUAUUCACAUCAGGAGCCAGAGCAUAUCAUCCUGUAACCAAAGGAGAUCUGUCCGCUAGUCAGAUAAUUGUCAUUUUAUUUUAUCCUGCUGUCAAAGAAGGAAAAUACUCAACUUCUCUUAUUAACCUUUCUGAGGUAUUGCAUAUAGAAAAGGAAAUGGAUCUCUGACGUCUGUUUUGAAAGCCUGGGGUGAAACAUUUUCCUUAGUCUGAAGAGGCGUGGUGCUCUGUGAAAAGAAUAAAAUGUCUGGUGCCCACAGGAGGGGGGGUGCUCAGAAGUGUGAGCCUCGAUUGUCGCAAAGCUGUAUAUUGCUGAUGCUAUCGAUUCCCUUCUCUUUCUACAGAAACAUCUUGGGACUUGUCAAGCUUUACUGAAGGUGAUUUGAGUUAUUAAUUCCACAGACCCUUUAAUCUGGCAAAUUCUUGACUUACAAUAUUGUAGCCAAGCUACUGCAAGGGAAAAUUAAUCAGCUAGUGGAAAGGAGCCCUUGCUCUGUGCUGUGUUAUGACGCGCCCAGGCCUGAAGGGAAAGGCCUCUGCGCUACUUCCUCGUCAUUCAUGCUGUGACCAUUCAGCCACUUCAUUUGUUUUUGCCAGUAACACUGCUUUGAAAAAAGGGAAGACAGCCAAUGGAAUCCUGAGGGCUUGCACAGCUCAGAGAAUGGAUGCUGGAUCACAGAGACUCCCUUUAAAUGGUUACACAUCUACUUGUGUUUGGACAGGGAAAAGAAAUGUCAUUGUCACCUCUAAUAACUGAUCUGAGUACAGCUGCUGCCCUUCCUUCAUUUCUUAAGAGUACCAUUGUCAGCAUUGUACUAACCAAUUUAUAAAUACUGAAUUUAAAAUUCAAUUUCAGAAGUAAAAUCUACAUGGACGUAGCUAUUGAAUAAUUGGAUUCCUGCUUUCCUAGGUGGUGGCAUUGCCAGUUUCAAACUAAGGUAUAUAUGUAUGUAGAAUUGGCUUUCUUACUGCUUCUCAGAGCCUGCAAAACCUUGCUUACAAGCUCUAAGAUCACCAAUCUGACAUUCUUAAUGCCUAAGUGCUCACUUAAAAGGGACAGGUAGUCUCGUAAUUAAAAAUCAUGAUUCUUUCAUACCUGCUUCUCCGUUUUUAAGAAAAGGUUGGAAUGCAAGACAAAAAUGAAUGUACUUCAGAUUGUAACUUAAGAGUUUACAAGAGAAUCAGGCAUCCAAAUGAUCUUACAAGGUUUUCUGCCUCACCUUUUGGUAUAACAGUUUUAGAGUGAACCCUAAAUAAAUGAGUGAAAGUCAUCAGAUUUAUCCCAUAAGCAAUCUUACAGAAAUAAUAAGGAUAAAUAAGGAUAAUUUUCUUGUGUUUCAGAGAUGUUUCUCCUUCCUAAAGUGACCAUCUUGGUGAUUGUCUCCAAGAUGUACCAAGAGCUACUAACGAUAGCCUGUUAUGGCACCAGUAGCACACUGCAUUCCCUCCUGGGUAAGGCAUUUUUCAGAAAUAGCUCUUGGCAGAAGCACUGAAAUGUAAUGGUAAAAAAAAGUGGCCUGCCAUCCUGACUCAUUUUCAACUGCAAGGCAAUGAAAACUAACAAGUUGAAGAAAUUGUUAAUUUCCUGAACCCCAGUGCCAAAACGGGCACAAAGAUAUUCUGUACUGUACAAUGAGUUGGUUGCCUGUGGGGACACAGGCGCAAUAUACAAUCCUCUUAAACAAGGCUCAUGAGUCAGAGUGAUGAUAAGUGGUGUUGAGACAGAAGGUUUCCUUUACUGUAGAGGGGCAGGUGUGGUGGUCAAAGGGGAAGCCCAUCAGUGUCUCAACAGAAUUUUUGCCUUUUUAUAGAGCAGAGGUUCAAGGUAGCCCCUGCUACUCCAUAAUGAUGACAAUAGAUGCGUGCUCUUAUGAAAGCCCAACACCUGACCGAAGCGGGACAUAGAGACAUCAGUGGCUUCAUAUCUGAGACUAAUGGUCCUGAAGGGAGCAGUUCUCCUUGGCCCUUGGCCUCUGCACUGCUAGGUAACUCUGCACGCCAAGAGCUUCUGAUGGAUUAUGAGAUAUUUAAGGUUUUCUAAGUACUCUUGCUUGUAGAAUAUGAACCAUUGGAUUAUCCCUAAUUUUAACAGCAAUGAAAUUCAGGGUUACCAGAGCCUUACUCAUCAUCCCAUUGUAAAUAUAUCAUGAAAUCACGAGAGCCUCUGCGUUCAGAUCCACUAAACCAGUUUACAAGUACUUAGUCUGUGUAUCUAUCCCCAAACUGAAAAAGUAAUGCUUGUGAGAAUGAUUUUCAGAAUAAUAAAAGUGAUAAAAGUGGAAAAGUAAGCAAUUUUUCAAAAUAGACAAAACCACUAGAUAGCCCUAAAGCUUUGAUUUUUCCCUCGUGGCUAAUGAUCGCUGAACCAUCGUCACACAACUGAAGUAGUGGUAUUAAAACAUAAAGAGUGUCCACGUGAAUGCAAAUAUACCAAUGAAAAGUGAAAAGUAUGACCAAGUAAAUUGGGUCUUUGUGAUGUCAAACAUCUGGAUAUUUCAGAAAAUCCAGAUGUUUGAGUCAUACAGUUUUUCAUCUGGUUGUCUGGUGGUGCCUAGAUAGACAGAAAAUGCUCAGGUGUUGUAGGCAAUGAAAUUGAACUUUCUUGUACAGUGCUCUAUUACUGGUGAUAUUCUGCUGCUAAAAAUAUCUUUGUUGUGCAAAGAGAAAUAAAUAAUGCACAGCAAAUGCUAUUUGAUUUUUAUUUACUAUCGACAAACACAAAUAGAAGAAGUUUGGAAGGUAAGCUUGGGUGUAUUCAGACAUGAUUGUAAACAGAUAGAUAUUCAGAAAACGGUUCUGGAGGCCUGCCACUCCGCUCCUUCCAGGCAAGGACACUUUUUCUUAGCCCUUUUCCAUCUUUCAUAAUUGUAUAAUUGCCCCUUUUCUCUUCACAUAAUUUUAAUCAUUCACAAGGUCUACUUAACAGAAUUGUUCAUAGGAAAAACAAAUUUGUUAACUUUUCAUUCUUCAAAUAGGAAGUUUUAACUUUAAGGAUUUCUUAUACCUUGUAAGCAUAAAAAGAGUUUAAGCUAUUUGAUGCAGUUAUUUCAUGGUGAAUUUUAUGAUGUCCAUAGAAGAAAAGCUAUUUUUCUCAAGUUAAACAAAAUACAUGACUUUUUUUGGUUUGGUUUCUUGAUGUCAUUCUGACUGCCAAGGACCAAUUGGUUACACAUAUUGGAAUAUUGAUGUUUUCCUUGUAGCCACAGAAAAAAGAAGUGACGUCAAAGGGAAAUUCACUUUCCAGAAGGGAAGUUUGAGAUAUUCAUAUGACUCUUGUAUUUGUGAUUACUUGUGGACAUGUCUUCCUUGUUUCAUCUGAUUUGGCUCUAGAUUGUUGAGUGUGUGUGUUUCAUCAGAUUGUGCUUACCUCAUUUACUGUUCUGAAGUGGGACAGGAAACCAGGCAAGCUAUUACGUGAAGUGACAUUGCAGAUGUUGUUCCGAAGUCUUGACUGUAAGCCGGCACCCAGAGCACAGGAAGGUAUUCAGCUAUGCAAAGAUCAUGACAGGAUUUCCAGAGAAAAUCUAAAUGUUUCAUGGGUUCUUGGGUAGUGUUUUGAUUGUGUCAAGCUCUACAUUUAGUGCCCAGUUAGAAUGAUUUCAGGGGGUGGACAGUCCCUUCUCCUUCCUUGUUGGGUCCCCCCUCCCAACCGGUGCCGAAGUUCCCUGAAAUCAAAUGCAUGCUCCAGCCGGUGUUGUCAUUACUCUGUGCUAAUUGGGUUCUGUAAAGCCAAAUUUGGAGGACAGGUCUGUUUUGCUAUCCCACACAACGUGUGAAAGCUUCUGGGCCAACAUAGCUGCUCCUUCCACUCACAGAUGCGUACCAAUCCGACUUGACACAAGUCUUCCUUGAAAUUGUUGCUCCACUGAAUCCUUUUCCAAAUCUUACCUUCAUGUCACUGACAGGCUGUUCAGUGCAGUGUUUCACUGAAUUGGCAACAAAGAGGUGGCAAUCAGUUGCCACUACAAAUACAGUAGGCAUAUUUUUCAGUUAUCUUUCAUUAUUUAAUAAUUGGGUGGAAUUUAUGGCUUAGUGGAAAACCCCAAAUCCCUGUGUUGAAUACAAUGACUGUUUGAAGUAUACUCAAAUUUAUUUUGUGAAACAGUAUCCUUUUACACUGUGAAAUCUGUUCCUUUAUGGAGACAAGGACAUGGAGGGGAGAGGCCCAUGAUGAGAACCCCAGCACCUUUGUUUCCUCAUCACAGGUGGGUCACUGCAGCCUCAGAAACUCACCCGGCCUGGUUUUUCCCACAUGAAAAAGAGAGAGAAUAUUUACCUACCUCAUUGUAGUGUUGAGAUUAGAAUUUGUAAAGUGCUUUUGCACUUGAUAAGUAGCAUAAGCAGAGAAGAACCGUGACCAGCCCAGGAGAGGCUGUCCUGGAGGAGGCGGAGGAGCUCACAGACACACCACAAUGACUCCGCAAGCAGACGGUAUGAUUAUUCCUGAUCACUGAAUAACAUUGAAACGUGUUCAAAGGUCUACAUAGAACUUUUCUUUUUUAAUUAUCUGCUCUUUAUGGAGAAAAUUAACUCCUUUCAUACAAACAUUGAGAAGCUUCGUAUAAAAUAACAAUUUUCCUCAUAGCAAAACUGGAUUUUACUACAUUUUCAUUAAAUGUACCCAGAAAACUUGGCUUCUUCUGAUGUCUAAGGAGUUUGCAUGCAUGAUCCCAAACUACCUUUUCCAGAAUGCAUGCAUGAUACCUGAGUUCAGUACUAAUGAUUGCCAAGCGCUGUUCAGCGACCCACUAUCAGGAGGGGACAUUUUAAAUAGAUAUUAUUGAGAAUAGAUUUUGUGUUACUUACAGUGAGGUUAUUUUUCAUCUCUAAGAUGACACAUCUUACCCUUUACAACCCAAUAAAGGAACGUAAAGCCUUAUUUCUGCCUGGAACUUCUGAGUUGACUCAUUUUCAGAUUGUAAAUACAUUUUAAAUUUUUCAGAGAAGUAUUUAUACAAGAACUUCUGGUAUACAUUGAGAUACACACAUAUAUAUAUAUGCCCUUAUGCGUGCAUAGAUCUGAGUACUACUAAGGACAAAGGAGGUGAUGGGGAAACAACCACAGAGAACAUGUACAACUUCCCCAAAAGUAAUGUUUCCUCUUACUUAAAUAUUUAGUCUUGAUAAGAACUACCAGUAUAACAUGAUUUCGGGUUUUAAACAUUUGUCAUUUUAAGUCAUGGAGACAAUAAUAUAAACAGGGAUAUACCUAUGAAUCUAUACUAACAAUCCAGAUAAUGUCUUAAUGAUCAGACUUCAUGAGGCAAAGUUGUGUACAUAAGUAUUAUCAUUGUGCUCUUAUUUAAUAAUUAUAUUCCUUUCCCAAAAAUAUUUGCAUGCUCUUAAAAAUAUGAAAUAAGGUUUCAGAAAGUUUAUCUUGAUAAGUGGGUUAACACCAUGUUACACUUGGAGCUGACAAUGUGCACAUUCAACAUAAUCUCUUCUGGAUUCUAAAACCUAGUUGCCAAUGGUGUAGCAAAGGCUGAAAUUCCAGCUUAGUUAAACAUUUCUAAUGCAUGGUGUUAAGCUUUCUGAAGCAUGAAUUUAACGUAGGCAAUUAUCACAUCCAUUUAAAAAAUAUUUAAGUUGCCACACCAGACUUAAGAUGAAUGCUGGUUUUUUUGACUCAAAAUAUGAGUGUAGUGAGUCAGAAUAAUUUGGAUAUCUCUGGAUUUUUUUUCCCAGUUGCUAGCAUCAGUUACCUUCUAAACUGGAAAUGCAGCAGAAUAUCCUUAUUUCUGAAAGGAAACAUCCAUGACUUUCCUUUAUUUUUGCAUAAGAAACACUGCAGUUACCUGGACUAGAUGCAGGAGCACAGAAAUCAGGAAAGGUGUGGCAAGCUUUCAAGUGGCUUGGCCAGGAUGAGCAGAGGGCAGCUGGGAGACUAUGUCAUUAAGAGGCUUUACCACAAAGGUCCAAAACAAAAUUUAAUUGUUAGAGCUGGACAAGUCUUUGAAGUGACAGAAUCUAAAUCCUUUACCAAAUAGAUGGAAAAACAAGUGAAGACAGCAUGUUACUAGAUACAAGCUAUACAUAUAAUUACUGGGAAAAAGGAGAUUGGAAUGCCCCAUACUUUUAUUCUUUUAAGGCUUUCCAACCCAAAGGGAAACUCUCCAAAGUUCUCCCUGAAAAUAAGAGACUCUUACAGGAUACUAGUUUUCACAGAGAUGAACCACUGCUAUGGACCAGUCCUUAUGUCAUCAUCAUGUAUGGGAUGCUUUUUAAAUAUAGUCAGCUUUCAUGGUUACUUCCCAUUAACAUUCUGUCCCAUAAAUACAUGGUAGGAAACACAUGGAAAGCUCUUUUUUGCUCAAAAGGAAUGUCUCCCAACUCAUUUAUAUCCAUUCUUAUCCCUGACAUAUUAUU
Manis pentadactyla (Chinese pangolin) is the source of this 17680-nucleotide messenger RNA. It is a transcript of the gene XKR4, whose product is annotated as XK related 4. Lineage: Eukaryota; Metazoa; Chordata; Mammalia; Pholidota; Manidae. Gene Ontology annotation, biological process: engulfment of apoptotic cell; apoptotic process involved in development; phosphatidylserine exposure on apoptotic cell surface. The transcript has 3 exons. The record is from RefSeq and is a predicted model, not a curated record. Bases 966 to 2882 code for a protein of 638 amino acids. Gene Ontology annotation, cellular component: plasma membrane.